This is a messenger RNA of Xyrauchen texanus (razorback sucker), 3428 nucleotides long. RefSeq names its product guanine nucleotide-binding protein G(I)/G(S)/G(T) subunit beta-1-like. Gene Ontology annotation, cellular component: cytoplasm; heterotrimeric G-protein complex. The record is from RefSeq and is a predicted model, not a curated record. Lineage: Eukaryota; Metazoa; Chordata; Actinopteri; Cypriniformes; Catostomidae. The transcript is spliced from 10 exons. Gene Ontology annotation, biological process: G protein-coupled receptor signaling pathway. Gene Ontology annotation, molecular function: signaling receptor complex adaptor activity; protein binding. The coding region runs from base 226 to 1248 and encodes 340 amino acids.
GGUGUGGUGACGAGCCUGCUGGUGAAAAUUGGCUCUCAGCUCUCGUGAGGGGUGCGUGGCCCUUUAAAUGUGUUUAAAAUUUAGUUCAGAUUAAUUUUAAAUGCAUUGAAUGUUAUUUUUGCUCUUGUCAACAUGCGAGGGUUCUGAAGACAGCCCAAUUCCGACCAAGCCAGCCGGAUUCAGGUCCAGCGUGUUGUCGUCUGAGGUGUAGGUCAAACAGGAACAAUGAGUGAGUUGGAACAGUUACGACAGGAAGCAGAACAGCUUCGCAACCAGAUCCGGGAUGCCAGAAAAGCCUGCAGUGACUCUACGCUUUCACAGAUGACGGCGAGUUUGGACUCAGUGGGGCGGAUACAGAUGAGAACAAGACGCACACUCCGAGGUCAUCUCGCCAAAAUCUAUGCCAUGCACUGGGGCAGCGACUCCAGGUUACUUGUCAGUGCCUCCCAAGAUGGCAAACUGAUCAUAUGGGAUGGUUACACGACCAACAAGAUGCAUGCUAUUCCCCUGCGCUCCUCCUGGGUGAUGACCUGUGCCUACGCCCCAUCGGGGAACUAUGUGGCCUGUGGGGGCCUCGACAACAUCUGCUCCACCUACAGCCUUAAAACACGCGAGGGCAACGUCAGGGUCAACAGAGAACUGGCUGGACACACAGGUUAUUUGUCCUGCUGUCGAUUUCUUGAUGACAAUCAGAUCAUCACCAGCUCCGGUGACACCACAUGUGCAUUGUGGGAUGUUGAGACCGGACAGCAGACCACCAGUUUCACCGGACACACAGGUGAUGUCAUGAGUCUGUCGGUCAUCCCAGACUUGAAGACAUUUGUGUCUGGGGCCUGUGAUGCCUCUGCCAAACUGUGGGACAUCAGAGACGGGAUGUGUAGGCAGUCUUUCAUGGGCCACGUCUCCGACAUCAAUGCCGUCUGCUUCUUUCCUAAUGGAAAUGCCUUCACUACGGGCUCAGAUGACGCCACCUGCAGGCUGUUUGACCUGCGUGCAGACCAGGAGCUGAUGAUGUACUCUCAUGACAACAUUAUCUGUGGCAUCACCUCUGUGGCCUUCUCCAAAAGUGGACGCCUCCUGCUGGCCGGAUACGAUGACUUCAACUGUAACGUCUGGGACACUUUAAAAGGCGAGCGUGCAGGGGUUUUGGCCGGUCACGAUAACCGGGUGAGCUGUUUAGGGGUGAAUGAUGAUGGAAUGGCUGUAGCCACGGGUUCAUGGGACAGUUUUCUUCGGAUCUGGAACUGAGAGUGGUCUUAAAAUCUCCAGGUGCCGUCUCUCCGCAGCAGUUCCUCUGUAUUCCAGUUAUUACACAUGAUUUUCAGUACGAAAUAUAAUCCCGUGGGAGAGACGAUCGUCAUUAUCGACCACAGAAAUCAUAAGAAGUGUCAUUGUGUUAUAUGUAAAUAUAUAUGAAUAUAGAUAUGGUAUAUAUAUGUACAGCAUUAUGUGUAUGUAUAUACCAUAUAGUAUAUACAUACAUAGUGUUCAUGUAUAUAUUUUUCUAAUUGAUCAUUCGCCCAUAAUUGUUUUUUUUAAUCUUUCAUUUUCUUUGUUGUUUUUGUAUUUUCUUUAUUUUGUGUAAAUAGAAAACAACGCUAAACACGACGGAAAGUUUAUCAAACAGAAGUGUGUAUUACAAAAACUUUGCACAUUUCUGGAGGUGUGUGCGUUGGAACAGUAUCAAGUGUGUCAAACAUAUCAUGUGUCUUUCUGCAGAUAACCUCCGUACAUGCCAUAUUUUAAUCCACUAAAUCAAUCAUCAUUUAUUGGUGCUUUGAGGGUGUUUGCAGAAGUUUUUCACGGCCUUGAUCGUGUGUUAAAUUUGAAGCGUUGUGACGUCUUGUUUUACUGAAUGAUAAAGAAAACAAUCAUCUGCCCUCCCCAAUUUUAGCCUUUAAUACUAGUGAUCAAAAUAGACUUAAUCUUAUUCCUGGUGCUUACAAACAAAAAUCUGUGCUUUGAAUUAAUUAACUUUUAUUAUGAUUUAUUUUUUAGAAAUGGCCCCUCACAAGUGUUGCAGUAUAUGAUGACUCUAGGCCAGGCCAUAUUUAUAAAAGUAGUGUUAGUAAUUAUGUUCAAAGAAAAUGAACCGUAUUUUAGGACCAUUUAGAUGUUUUGCAUUGUAACACAUUCAUGACGAUUAAGCACAUUUUCCCUUAAUUCUUAUAAUGCACAUGAAUGUUUUAGUUGUAUUUGUUUUUCUAAAACCUCUUAUUCCCAUUGGUAAUUCUCAAUUAUGUAAUGCAAUAUCAAUAUAAAGAUCAGUAGAGCAAAAACAACUAUAAUGUAGAAGUACUUUACAAUUGAAUAAUAUAUCAUUAUUGUUUUUGGUAGGCAUGUGCUUAAGUGUCAUGAAAACGAAGCAAAACACAAUUUAUUUCUUUUGAUUUUGGGGUGUAAUGUGACCCAAAAAUGUUCUAGACAGGUUUUGAGAUUCACCCAUGAUGAACUUGAGUUUGUCAAAAAAACACGAGCAUUGAAUCAGUUCACUCUUUUCGCCAUAUUCAUAAGUGCCAGCAGUUCUGACAGUGUUACUGUAUGUACUCGUGCACUCCAGGUUGUGGCAAAAAUGAUAUUUGUGCUAUUGUUAAGUCGCUUAACACCUCGUGUAACUGUGAAAUAGCAUUUUAAGAACUUUUAUUUUUGUUUUCAUAAAAGGGAAUGGCUUGAAAAUAUGUCGAGGUGUUGAUAAGAAGGGUAUUUUUUGUUGUGACGAGUCCUUUUACAGUACGAAGAUGCUUCGUUAGCGUAAAUAAACAUCCUAUUUACAUUUCCAGAGUUAGUCAAAACACCGUAGAGGAAUUUUCGAUUGGUUUCAAGAUAUUCAAAUAUUAGUUGACUGUGAAAAAGGAUGUCAUUAGCAGCAUGUUUCCUUAAUUCAGCAAUUUGCACAGGAAGUUUGUCUGCCGGUAUUGGAUGGAAAUGAUUUCAGAUUAGUGUUGAUGGUAUUGUGGAGGUUGACCGAUUGCCAAUCAGUGAUUAUUUAUGUGGUUGUUUUAUAAUGAUCAAGUUUUUGAGUGGUUGGUUUUAGAUCAGAUGAAAUGGCCAGUUUUUGUAUUUCUCUUGGCCAAAUUGCUGAAACCGAAGUCAGAGCUUUGAUGAAAACCUUUGGGACAUUAUUUCCACACAUGGUACAGGCCAAACCCCUCGAACCUGAGCAACAAAAAAAGCAUUUUAGUAUUACUUGUUAGAACCCCAAUGCUUAAAGUAUUCAAGAGUAACAGACUUGGCUCAUGUGUAUCCUACGUAACUUUUAUUUUUGUGUGCCAAUGAAACCAGGAGUGUGGUGCCUUGUGUACUUUAAUAGUGCCAUAUUUGCAAAUAAUCAAUUUAAUAAUUUUUUGUUUCUCAACUUUUUUUGGUGACAUGGUGAUAAUGUUGCUAUACACUGAUAUUGUAACCAAUAAAACCAAUAAGACUUUUAA